Molecule: messenger RNA, 4779 nt
Organism: Hippocampus zosterae (dwarf seahorse)
Lineage: Eukaryota; Metazoa; Chordata; Actinopteri; Syngnathiformes; Syngnathidae
Gene: kcnc2
Product: potassium voltage-gated channel, Shaw-related subfamily, member 2
Exons: 5
Coding region: 1020-2744 (574 amino acids)
Biological process (GO): protein homooligomerization; potassium ion transmembrane transport
Cellular component (GO): neuronal cell body membrane; voltage-gated potassium channel complex; dendrite membrane
Molecular function (GO): protein binding; delayed rectifier potassium channel activity
Source: RefSeq, a predicted model, not a curated record
AUCUUCAAUGUGAAACCCUUCCAGCAUUCAUAACACGAUUCAACAUGGUCCAAAAAUUAGAAAAAAUAUCCCACGCUAACCUCAAAUCUUUAUUAAUUCCACUCCGCACAGAUGUAAUCGCAACAAAGUAAUGAGUAAUUGGGUUACUCGGAGGCUGUCGUUUCACAAAGCUGCUGCGCUGGGGAAUAAUGAUGCGUGUAAUUAAAGGCGAGCCUCCCGCUUUGUCUCCCCUUGCUGAUUGAGUUGUGCUCAAACUUAAGACGUCACUUUCUCCUCCUUGCGCAUUAGAAAUGGAGCGCAGACAGCGACGUUUCCUCGGUUUAAAAAAAUAAAAUAAAAACAGGAAAUAAAAUGUAAAAUCUCGAAUUUUAGAGGUUGGAUUCAUUUUGCAGCCCCAAAAAUGGGCUAGACACGCCUGCGGCGACGCGUCAAUAAUUGGCGGGGAAUUGGCGCCCUCUUGUGGAACCGUAAGAGGUCUACAAGCGCAUAUUGAAUGACGCUGUGAAUUGUAUUGAGUCUGAAUUACAUAAAUUAUCUCCCCAAAAAAUGUUUGUUCAAAUCGUCCUUCAAUUCCAGAAUGACACCAAGUUUUGUUUUUGUUGCUGUCGCUCCAAAGGUGAUGGAUGACUCAUCUUUUGCAAGGAUAGAAAUCUAAAACUGCCUGCGUGACAUAUUUAGAUAUUCGUUUAAUUUUUUCUUUUUGGGGAUGGAGCUGGGGGGGGGGCGUGACGCUGACGCGCGUCUCUGCGUCUUGGAUGAGGGCGGGGCGGGUGGGGGGGAAGGAGAUGCACGUAAACGCCACGGUCGUCUUGACUCAGUCGGUGCCACCACAACAAUGGGCACCCUUGCGUUUUUUUUAAUCUCCCUCCAGACCCACAAGGUCGUCCAACGGGUGAGACCGGCGACCAAAAACCACCCCGACGGAGCUUUGUGACUGAACAGCAUCAGGACCGCGGAGGGCGUGUGCGCUUUCAACUUCCACCCCGCUUCUCCCAUCGAGUCAUGUCUGAUCCCGAGCGAUGGGUAAGUUCGACGACAACGAGAGGAUAAUCCUCAACGUCGGGGGCACCAGGCACGAGACGUACAAGAGCACCCUGAAAACGCUGCCGGGGACACGCUUGGCCCUGCUCGCCUCCGACUCGGAUAUCGGCUCGGUACUGGAUCAGCUGCAACAAGUCCCCGGCUUCAUCGAGUACAACGCGCGGACCAACGAGUACUUCUUCGACCGUCACCCGGGCGUCUUCGCUUACGUGCUCAACUACUACCGCACCGGUAAGCUCCACUGCCCGGCGGAUGUUUGUGGACCGCUUUUCGAGGAGGAGCUCUCGUUUUGGGGGAUCGACGAGACGGACGUGGAGCCGUGCUGCUGGAUGACGUACCGGCAGCACCGCGACGCCGAGGAGGCGCUGGACGUUUUCGAGCUCAACGUGGACACCGGCGAGCAGGAGGACGACGACGUGGCCAAGAGGCUCGGCAUCGAGGACGUGGCCCCCGACGGGAGCGGCAGCCUGUGGAGAAAGUGGCAACCGGUCGUCUGGAAUCUAUUCGAGGAUCCUUAUUCGUCCAGGGCGGCCAGGUUUAUUGCCUUCGCGUCUUUGUUCUUCAUCCUGGUUUCCAUCACGACCUUUUGCUUGGAGACCCACGAGGCGUUCCACACCAUCGUCAACAAGACGGAGGCGACGCGGAACAGCAGCCUCCCCGAUCUGGGACCGCAGUACGAGAUUGAGACUGACCCCGCACUCAUCUAUGUGGAAGGCGUUUGCGUCUUCUGGUUCACCAUCGAGUUCCUGGUCCGGGUGACCUUCUGCCCGGUCAAGUUGGAAUUUGUUAAGAGUCUGCUGAACAUCAUCGACUUUGUGGCUAUCCUGCCUUUCUACUUGGAAGUAGGCCUGAGUGGCCUUUCCUCAAAAGCUGCCAAGGACGUGUUGGGAUUCCUCAGGGUGGUGCGUUUCGUUCGUAUCCUGCGUAUCUUCAAGCUCACCCGUCACUUUGUGGGGCUCCGGGUGUUGGGCCACACGCUACGGGCCAGCACCAACGAAUUCCUGCUGCUCAUCAUCUUCCUGGCACUGGGAGUGUUAAUAUUUGCCACCAUGAUCUAUUACGCCGAACGCAUUGGCGCUAAGCCCAACGAUCCGACGGCGAGCCUCCACACCAAGUUCAAGAACAUACCCAUCGGCUUCUGGUGGGCCGUGGUGACCAUGACCACUCUCGGGUAUGGCGACAUGUAUCCAAAGACUUGGUCCGGCAUGGUGGUGGGCGCCCUGUGCGCUUUGGCGGGAGUGCUCACGAUAGCCAUGCCCGUGCCUGUCAUUGUCAAUAACUUUGGGAUGUACUACUCCCUGGCCAUGGCCAAGCAGAAGCUCCCCAAGAAACGGAAGAAACACAUUCCCCAGGCGGUACAGGGAGGCUCCCCGACCUACUGCAAAGCUGAUCUCACCGCCACCUGCAACAGCACUCAAGGUGACCUGUGCCACGUCAAAGGCGGCAGGGGACUCGAACGCAAUCGCUCAGUACUGUCGGCGGACUGUAGCGGCGGCAGCGACCUGACCGUGUCCCCGGAGGAAAGAGUUGCCAUGCGAAGGUCCAGCACCCGAGAACAGGACCGUCGGAGCGGGGGGACGUGUUUUCUAAUCGCUGCUAGCGAUUACAAUUGUCCUGCAGAUGGAGGCUUAAGAAAAACAGAUAACUGCAAAGAGAUGGUGUUUACUGGUUUCACACAAGCAGAGAGUGGCGUUCUAUCUUAAUGGCUUUGGGGAAAAGCAGCGCCUUGGCAGAAAGUGGGAAGACCCCAUUUGGAGGCAUUCCAGCCGCUCCUACAGGACAAUAAAGGAGGGAGUCGACGCAAAAACCACUAGGGAGACCCCGUCGGCCCCGUGACUCGGCACACGGAGGAGGAAGUUCCCCCGAAGAAUCCAAGAGGACGGUGACAAAGCAUUUAAUCCCCUAAGCAGGAGGCCAAAUAACGGGACCCCAGGGCUCCAAUAGACGUGUGUAAAUAAGUCACCCGCGACAACGCAAUUUGGUUGCUAAGUUGCACCGUCAAGACACUCAAAUCUCGCUCGCGCCGCCCUUCUUGCAAUAAGUGUUUUUUUUUUUUUUAAAUGUCCAUUGAGGCACUUUUGUGUUCGAAAAUGGAGUGUUUUCUUAUUCCGGACAUGCAGUAUAAUUCAAGAGACAACCGUGCUAAGUUGAGUCAACGUGACAUCUCUGCUUUUGGUCAAUUUCAGUCAGUUCAAAUGCUCUGCUGUGUAUUGAUGUAUGUGCAUAUCCUAUUUUUGGAAGGUCAUGUUAGGUGGGCUUUGGAUGUCGUCACUUUUCGAGAUUAGCACAGAAACGGACAAGAGAGUCUACCACCCCCACUGACCCUCACCGCGAUUCAAGCGCCAUUGUAGAAGUCUCCCACUGUGUAUUGAACAUGCAACGACCCUGCGUCAGUGCUGCAAAUGGAAACCAAAUGAUUAUGAGCAAAGGUUUCCUCAUAACUCAGUGGUGGCUAAAAUUAUUUCAUUCUUCCAAAUGCAUCCAACUGUCUUUUUUUUUUCCUGGGAGGAAAUGUGUAGCAGAAAUUUACGAAUUGUAAAGAUAUAUUUUUUACAAAAAAAGUGGGACUUCUAGAAUGGCUGCUUUUGCACAGUAGCAAUUCCUUGUACCCAAAUAAUCAGAUCCAUUUUGUGAUAGGUGUAUUAGGGCCACACUGAAAAGAAAAAAAUAUAUAUAUAUAUCAGAAUAAAAUAAACAUUUUGAAAUUAUUACUAUCUGACAAUGGGCUCUAUUUUCAUGACCAGCGUAAAACCUGUACAUGCACAGCUGUGGCAACUUUGGCGGGCUGCGCCGCUGUGGAUGUGGUCACAGCCAACAACCGUGGCCAAUCAAAGCGACUUUAAAACUACUUUUUGUCUGAUUUCUACCUCUUUAAAUUCUGGGGGGAAAAAAUACAAAAAGUUCAGUGUUCUUGAAAAAAAAUAUGUCAGAUGCAAUUUAAUCAUAUAUUUAUCAUCAAGACUCACUGUAUUUUGGGGGGAAAAUCCUCUUGUCAAAUUUUUCAUUUAUUUCAUUCCUUCAUUUCCCUCAAAUGUUUUCCCGCAGUAUCACUUUUUCCAAAAACGAUUUUAUACUUGACCGCCGCCCCCCCCCCCUUUUUUUUCCCUUCCAGUUUGGCCCUAAUGCUCCUUGGUCAAUUUGCAAUAAUCCCAAAAACGAAAGCGCCAAGCCACACUGUGAUUCCAGUUAAAAAAAAGAGAGAGGGUUGCAGGUUUAUUUAAAAAAAAAAUGGCGGAGGGAGACUGUCAGGUGGCAUUGUCGAUGUGUCGCCCUCUCCCCACAAUCCUUGUGUAGUACACACGCUGCUUUAUUCUUGAAUGUGACAAAGGAGUACCGUUCUUUGUGUAUUUUUAAGAUUAUGUAACUCUGGGGGGGAAACGUUUAAAAAAAAAAAUCGGUUUAUUUUUCUGAAUUCCAAACGUGUAUUUUUGUGUCUUACCGUUCAUGACCCUUACCUGUGAAAAUCACGGUCGCCCAACGCUGUGCUUAUUUUGUCCAUCGUGUCUCUGGAACGUCGUCGAGCUCUUUGAUUCCAAGUUCACGUUUUUGUAUGUUCUGUCGUGGAGACGAAUUCUAGUUUCGAGUCUGUAUCUGAAGUGCAUGCUUAAAAAGAAAAGUUGUGUCAAAGGCUAAAAAAAUAAAAUAAAAUAAAAGACGCUGUAUAUAAUGUUGAGAACAAUGUGUAUAAAAGUGGAUACGAAGUGAAAGAUUCACAUAAACUAUUUAUCUUUUCAUGAA